Molecule: messenger RNA, 2799 nt
Organism: Saprolegnia diclina VS20
Lineage: Eukaryota; Oomycota; Saprolegniomycetes; Saprolegniales; Saprolegniaceae
Exons: 14
Coding region: 1-2799 (932 amino acids)
Source: RefSeq, a predicted model, not a curated record
AUGCCCAAGGCAAAGACUGAGGACGAAUCGCGCAAGGCGUCGUUGGCGACGCAGUUUGAGAUCAAGCUUGCCACCGAGGCGUUUGCUACAGUCGUGGCCGAGAACGGACCGACCGUCGUCAACUGCCGGCGGCUUCUUAUGACGCCACCGGCCGAGCGUACGCUCGAGGACGUUCAUAUUAUCAAGGUGUUUUUUCAUACGUCCAAGAUUGGCAAGCACUGCAGCCACCUCGACCCGCACAAGGAAACCGAGUUCUACAAGGCGCUCGAGCUCAUGACGUUCAGCGCCGUCGAGACGCCCAUUUUUCGUCAAGGCGACGUCGGCGACCGGUUUUACGUCCUUUUGUCGGGCCAAGUGCAAGUUCGGAAGCUCAGCAAGCACAGCGAUCCGCCCGUCGAACGUGUGCUCUGCGACCUCGAGCCGGGCGAGUGCUUUGGCGACCGUGCGCUCGUCGGCGACGGCGAAGACGCGCACCCGCGCGAAGCGACGGUCGUGACGCUAACACCACUGGUCGAGCUCGCGUCGAUCGACAAGGCUGCGUACAGUGCGAUUCUGCGGGAGAAGCCCAAGGACAUGUACAUUGCCAAAGAGAUCUCGCUUGAAGUCGCCAAGCGCUUUCGCUCGAAUAAGGACAUUGUCCGCGCCAUCUUUAUGCAGCCCGCGGGCGACCGCACCGAGCGCGACCUCAAGUUUGCGGUCGAGUACCUCAAAAGCGUCAAAUUUUUCGCGCGCUUUUCGUUUGAGGUUCGGAAACAGCUCUGCAAAGCUCUUCGACUCGUGUGCGCUUGGACAAAUACGACCAUUUUCCAAGAAGGCCAGCGCGGCCACCACUUUUACAUUCUCUUUAGCGGCGCGGUCGAGGUCCGCGUGUCGACGACCAAUCGGAGCAACGAGCCGGUCUCGAUGGUUGUGGCGACGCUCAAGGAGGGCGAAACCUUUGGCGAACUCGCCUUGUCCGAGGAGAACGGCGUCCGUCGGGCGACCGUGACGAGCACCGACUACUCGGAGCUGCUCACGCUGAGCCGCGACGAGUACAUACCGCUCGUGCAAAAGUACCAAAACCAAAGCCACACCGAGUACGUGCGCCUUUUGCAGAGCAACCCGGUCUUCUCGGGGCCCGAGUGGGACGUGGCGACGAUCGAGGCCAUGUGCUCCGUCAUGGUCGAAAAGUACAUAGCGUUUCGCGGGGAAAUCUGCAAACAAGGCUCGCGCGCCGGUGAAAUGUAUGUGGUUGUGCGCGGCGAGUGCGUCGCGAAACACCAGACGCUCGACCCGUUCACCAAGCAGGACAUUGUCAUUGAAGUCGCUCGGUACGGGCCCAAUAGCGUCAUUGGCUGUGCCGAGGCGACCGCCGGCCGCUUCAACGACAUUUUCACGCGCCAUGCGUCCAUUUAUGCCGAGAGCCCGGUCAAGGUGCUCGUGCUCUCGCGCUUUGACAUCUUCCACUUGCUCUCGCCCGACGCGCGCGCGAGUCUUCAGCGCUGCGGCUCGGACGAGCAGCUCGGGUCCCUCGACAACCGCGUCAUGAAGACGAUCGUGUGGGAGAAGUACCGCAAAGAGUUUCUCGCCGAGUCGCUCAAGCCGUUGGCGUCGCUCAAGCGGCACACGGGCAGUCUGACGCUGGACCCGCUGCCCAAAACCAUGAGCCUCGACGGCCGGCCGCUCCUGCCCGUCGGCGAGCUCCAUAUUUACGCCAAACCUCGGCUCACGGCGUCGGCCUCGAUGAGCAGCUUACCCUCGACGACGCGGCGCUUGCACACGAGCAACGGGCCGCAUUCGACACGCGCCAAGCGCGACAGCGAUAUUCAUUUGCACGGCCAGCGGCGCAUUUCGCUCUUAUCACCGACGAUGGCCAAGCACCGCGGGUCCAAAGCCGCCAACGUGCUCGCGUUGGAGCACACCGAGGACGCCUUUAUCGCUCCCGACGACUUGGACGAACUUGAUGACGACGACGACGAGACGGACAAGCCACUCACACACUUCAACCCGCUGCGUGCGUCGUCGCCAGCAACACCGCUCAACCACGCGACGCGGCAGUUUCUGUGGCAGCCGCUGCACGGCGUACCGCACCCGUUUGCCCUUGUCGGCUACGCGCGGCCGAUGGUCGACGGUCUCGGCUCGAUCGCGUUCCGCGUCUGUGGCAAGUUCAAGGCCAUCGAGCCAACGCUGCAGCUCUUCCACUCGAUUGGCGCCAUCGACGUGGCGCAGCCCAUGGGGGGUCUCGACGUCAACGGGUUCCUCCUCUUCAAGGACGGGGACGUGACUAUGGUGCUCCGCAGCCAGCACGGUGCCGUGCUUCCCGACGCCAGUGUUCGCGACACCAAGACGCCGGCGUCGCAGCGCCGCAUGGCGGUCGAUGCGCGACAAGAAAAGGCGUGGAAAGACGUCUUGGCCGAGACCCACGCGGUCGGCCUCCUCAUCAAGCGCGAGUGCGACCCGGUCGUGAGCAGUCAGCGCUACGCGUGCGUCGGCUUGCCCAACACUUGGACGCACGACGACGUCCAAGUCCACGUCCACGUCUACCACACGUUCCCCACGCCGCAGAGCGCGAUCCGGCACGCCAAGCACCAAGCCGGCCUUCUCUCGGGCUUUGCCAACAACGCGCUGUACGUCGUGCCGCUCUUCGAGUGGAUCCACCGCGACGACCUCGAGCGCUACGAAGUGCGCAACACGGAGCUCGAGCAUGUGCUGGACGCGAAAACGAAUUUUUCCAAAUACAGCGGGUGGCGUGCGCGAAAGGAGGCAAUGCGCAAGCGCCAAGCACACCACUUUGGCAAAAGCAUCACCCCCACGGACUAA